This is a messenger RNA of Penicillium pulvis, 1108 nucleotides long. Its product is annotated as iron-sulfur cluster assembly scaffold protein. Gene Ontology annotation, cellular component: mitochondrial matrix; cytoplasm. The record is from RefSeq and is a predicted model, not a curated record. Gene Ontology annotation, molecular function: 2 iron, 2 sulfur cluster binding; ferrous iron binding. Lineage: Eukaryota; Fungi; Ascomycota; Eurotiomycetes; Eurotiales; Aspergillaceae. The coding region runs from base 97 to 696 and encodes 199 amino acids. The transcript has 2 exons. Gene Ontology annotation, biological process: intracellular iron ion homeostasis; iron-sulfur cluster assembly.
AUCAGAUCUGUUUUCGCCAUCUACCCAACUCCAUCCAAACCUCACCACAUAUCACCUUUGAAUUAACCACACUCAACUACAUAUUACAUACUCACAAUGUUCAAGCGUCUGGUCACCGUCGCUCCCCGCGUCGGCGCUGCGGCGCCCCGUACUGUCGCACCCCUCUCGGCUCUGCAGUCCGUCCAGCCUAUCCAGCGUCGUGUCGCUGUCCCUGCUCCUACCCAGCGAAGGGGAUACCACGAGAAGGUCCUUGAUCACUACAACAACCCCCGCAACGUCGGCUCCUUCAAGAAGGGCGACAUGGACGUCGGUACCGGUCUCGUCGGUGCCCCCGCCUGUGGCGAUGUCAUGAAGCUCCAGAUCCGUGUUAACAAGGAUACCGGUCGCAUUGAUGAUGUUGUUUUCAAGACCUUUGGCUGUGGUAGUGCUAUCGCUUCAUCAAGCUACCUUACCGAGCUUGUUCGCGGCAUGUCCCUUGAUGAGGCUGGCAAGAUUAAGAACACUGAUGUGGCGAAGGAGCUCUGCCUCCCUCCCGUUAAGCUUCACUGCUCCAUGCUUGCCGAGGAUGCCAUCAAGUCCGCCAUUUCCGACUACUACACCAAGAACCCCAAGGCCAAGACCACCGAUCUGUCCGGAACUGGCGCUGCCAUUCCCGAUGUGACUGCCACCGUUGGUAGCGCCGCUGCCGCCGUAUAAAUUGAAUAAUAAAGCGGAGGGAUCCGGAUCGGAUUCCAGGGUUGAAAUAGACCUCGGAUCCAACGUUCAUUUUUGUUCUUGUUCUGAUUUUGGACUGAGAUGUGAUUACCCUAAGAGCGUUGUGAAACACAAGCACAAUCCUUUGAUCGAGCGAUACCGGGUUCCGGAUUCCGGAAUAAGAAUGGAUGGAAUGGUCGUCGAGACUGAGAAUGUUUCGGUGAUGGAAGUUUCAAACAAAUACGCGUCAUUUGUUUGCUGUACAGAUUUUCUUUUUUACUUUCUUUGCAUGUUUGAAUCUUUUUUUUUCUCUUUUUUCUGUGGGGGCGCCUCGGUAUCUGGGAUCCUCGAUCGAUACUCUAUUCUUCAAAAGCGAUGGUGCCUUGAUAGUUUCAAUGAAACGAUGAAAACAGAA